Racocetra persica is the source of this 196-nucleotide messenger RNA. The record is from the annotation of a GenBank genome assembly. NCBI's taxonomy places the organism in Eukaryota, Fungi, Glomeromycota, Glomeromycetes, Diversisporales, Gigasporaceae.
AUGAUUCAAUCAGAAUUGAAAAAUCAAAAUUCAGAAAAAAGCCCAUUUUAUGUAACAAAAAACUUUGAUUUACCCAUUGAACGAUUACAUCCACAAAGCCAUUAUGCAGUAUAUCGUGAAGAUAGAGAGUCUUGUGUUUGGUGUCGGUUUCAAUAUAUGACCGAGCAUGGAAAACAUGAUAAUAAUUCACCACGAA